Molecule: messenger RNA, 2828 nt
Organism: Ricinus communis (castor bean)
Lineage: Eukaryota; Viridiplantae; Streptophyta; Magnoliopsida; Malpighiales; Euphorbiaceae
Product: pentatricopeptide repeat-containing protein At4g37170
Exons: 1
Coding region: 169-2229 (686 amino acids)
Biological process (GO): RNA modification
Molecular function (GO): RNA binding; protein binding; zinc ion binding
Source: RefSeq, a predicted model, not a curated record
CGGUUGAGUUCGGUCUCUUGAUUUCCUCCCAGAUAGGCUCAUCCCUACUCGGACACAUUUACUGUGAAAGCUCAUUUAAGGCCCAAUAUAAUUUUAACAAAAUCCCACUCUUUCUUGAGCUGCAACUGAGCUCUUUCGUGUUCCCUCCGAAAUCAAGUUUUUUAAAACAUGAAGCUCUCUCAAUCUAUUCCUUUAAUGAACAAAGCCAUUAAAUCUUCCUAUUCUUCUCAAUCUCAAUCUUAUAACCCUCUUUCUCAUAGAACCAUCUUCAAAUUAAGCAGCAAAGACAGCUUUAUCGACCGCUUAUGCAACGAGGGUAGAUUUAAAGAAGCGAUUGCUCUCUUAUGUGAACAAAAUCGCUUAAAAGAAGCAAUUCAAGUACUUAAUCAAAUAGAUAGACCUUCACCUUCCAUUUACUCAUCCCUCAUUCAAUCUUGUCUCAAAAAUCGUGCUCUUGAAGUGGGUAAAAAGGUUCAUGAUCAUAUAAAACUUUCCGGGUUUAUACCUGGUUUAGUUAUAUCAAACCGGCUUCUUGAUAUGUAUGCUAAAUGUAAUGAUUUAGUUGAUGCCCAGAAGCUUUUUGAAGAAAUGGGUGAGAGAGAUUUGUGUUCUUGGAACGUUUUGAUUUCUGGGUGUGCUAAAAUGGGUUUACUUAAGGAAGCAAGGAAACUGUUCGAUACAAUGCCUGAAAGAGAUAAUUUUUCUUGGACUGCUAUGAUUUCUGGAUAUGUGAGGCACAAUAGGCCCCAUGAAGCUUUAGAGUUAUACAGAUUGAUGAAGAAAUGUGAGAAUUUGACGUCAAAUAAGUUCACAGUUUCUAGUGUUCUUGCUGCAGCGGCAGCUAUUCCUUGUCUGCGGAUAGGGAAAGAGAUUCAUGGUUAUAUAAUGAGGACUGGAUUGGAUUCAGAUGAGGUGGUUUGGAGUGCAUUAUCUGAUAUGUAUGGUAAAUGUGGGAGCAUAGAGGAAGCGAGGCACAUUUUUGACAAGAUGGUGAAUAGAGAUGUUGUUACAUGGACAGCAAUGAUUGAUAGGUAUUUUGAGGAUGGUAGGAGAGAAGAGGGGUUUGAAUUGUUUGCAGAGUUGUUAAGGUCUGGGAUUAAGCCUAAUGAUUUUACAUUUGCUGGGGUUUUGAAUGCAUGCGCUGACCUUGGUGUAGAAGGGAUUGGAAAACAGGUUCAUGGGCACAUGACUAGAGCUGAUUUUGAUCCAUUCUCUUUUGCAGCAAGUGCUCUAGUUCACAUGUAUUCUAAGUGUGGGAAUAUGGUAAAUGCAGAAAGGGUGUUUAGAGGGAUGCCUCAGCCUGAUUUAGUUUCCUGGACUUCCUUGAUUGCUGGGUAUGCUCAAAAUGGUCAUCCUGAUGAGGCUCUUCAGUACUUUGAGUUGCUACUGAAGUCAGGGACAAGGCCUGAUCAUAUAACUUUUGUAGGUGUUCUUUCUGCUUGUGCUCAUGCUGGAUUAGUUGAUAAAGGGCUGCAAUAUUUUCACUCCAUAAGUAAGGAUUAUGGGCUAACUCAUACUGCUGAUCAUUAUGCUUGUAUAAUAGAUUUAUUGGCUCGAACUGGCCGAUUUGAAGAAGCUGAAGAUAUUAUUCAUAAAAUGCCUAUGCAGCCUGACAAGUUUCUCUGGGCUUCCUUGCUAGGUGGUUGUAGAAUUCAUGGAAACCUUAAAUUGGCAAAAAGAGCUGCGGAAGCAUUGUUUGAAAUUGAGCCCGAGAAUCCUGCUACUUAUGUUACAAUGGCUAACAUCUAUGCCACUGCUGGUAUGUGGAGUGAAGUAUCAAAGAUUAGAAAAACUAUGGAUGACCGAGGAGUGGUAAAGAAACCAGGUUUGAGUUGGAUUGAGAUCAAGAGAAAGGUACAUGUGUUCUCGGUGGGAGAUGCUUUGCAUCCAAGAUCCAAAGACAUACAUGAGUUUCUGAGAAAGCUUUCUAAAAGGAUGAAAGAAGAAGGGUUUGUUCCUGACACAAAUUUUGUGCUGCAUGAUGUGGAGGAGGAACAAAAGGAGCAACAUCUCUCUUACCACAGUGAGAAACUUGCAGUUGCUUUUGGAAUUAUUUCUACUCCACAAGGAACACCAAUCAAAGUUCUUAAGAAUUUAAGGACUUGUGUAGACUGCCACACUGCAAUUAAGUUUAUAUCGAAGAUUACUAAUAGAAAAAUAGUUGUGAGGGAUUCGAAUCGUUUCCAUUGUUUUGAGAGUGGAAAUUGUUCUUGUGGGGACUUUUGGUGAUUCAAAAAGUUAGAAAUUAGUCGAGCGUUUUGGGAGAACUCAGUGGAGAUCCAGUGGAGCUUAUUCUUUGGCUUGCAUCUAUUUUAUGCUUAACCUUCUUGAUCAUCACUUGGAACUAAACCAGUGGAUAAGCUUACAGGAUGGAAAGGGGCCCUUGACCUCCAUGUUGGUUUGGUAUGAGUGAGUCCACUAGAUAAAAGUACAGCUAUAGAUGCUUGUAACUGAUCCAGAAGACUAGCUACUCUAAAGUGAGUUCUGUUUUCCGGAUUCUUUUUCAAGUGGGGGCUAAACUAUCAGGAAAAGAUUUAAACAUAGUUUCUGGCUACCAAAAUUUCUCAGCCUCGCCAAGUAGUCCAGGCUUUUGCAGAUAAUAACGGUCCAUUCUUUUGGAGGCAUCAGUUCCAGUAUAAGGAAAAAUGUGAGGAAGGUUUCCUUGACUCGAGUAGUCCAGGGUGCGUUGUUUGUUGCCUGCAUUGUUCAAUGCUCUAAGUUGUACUUUGUUUUGUAUCCUAUAAGAUAUGAAGAUUGCUCAGGGGAGAAAACGGAAAGAAAAGGGGGAAUUUGCGAAUAAUUGAAUAACAGAAUCAAAAUUGCAUCAA